UUUGUUGGAAAAAUGAUGCAAGCUCAGCAAAUGAGUCUACCGGGUAUUCCGAGUGUGUAUGUGAUGGUGAAUGACAGUUCAGGAUUUCCACACAGCGGCGGAAGUUCUGCGAGUAAUUCGCCAAAUCAUUACGAGAGAUUUUCACCACCGAGUCAUUUGAUGGAUCUCAGCAAUCCACAGGAUCAAAGACUUUUACCAAGUUUACACCGUCAACAACAACAACAACAACAACAGCAGCAACAACAACAACAUCAUCACCAUCAUCAUCAUCAUCCUUAUCAAUCGCAAAACUACAUCUCCUAUCAGAACGUGAACAAUAAACGUUAUCAACAAUCUCAUAAUGAACGAUUGAUUUACGACAAGAUCGAUUGCGAUCGUCGGGUACACGAUCAUUCACCGGAAUUAAUCACCGACGUUCGUGAUCAUGAAAACCUCUAUCUAUCUCCAUCACCACAAAUGUAUUCAUCCGGCGAGGAAAUGAAUUCCCAAAUUCACGAUCCUGCCUACAUGAACAAUAUUAUUGAAUUCAAACCCGAGGUGAUUGAUUUUAAAGAAGAAGUGACAAAUUUCAAGCAGGAAUUAACAAAUUUCGCUGACAAUAAAAAUGAUAAAUUUCAAGAUGUGACAAAUUUUAAGGAGAAUAAAAUGCGUAAUUUACCAGCAUCGACGAAAAAUUAUUCAUCAUCAACAACAACAACAACAUCGUCAAAAGUAACGACAACAAAAAGAAAACGCAAGUACAGCAUUGAUAAUGAUUCGGAUGAUGGUGAUAAUUCAUCGUCAUCGUCGAGUAAAUUUAAAAUACGACGAAAGAGUGGCGCUUCAUUUGAGGAAAUUCAAAAUCAAAGGGUCAUCGCCAACGUUAGAGAGAGACAAAGAACGCAGAGUUUAAAUCAAGCUUUUACGGAUUUAAGAAAGAAAAUACCAACAAUGCCAAGUGAUAAGCUCAGUAAAAUACAAACCCUGAGGCUAGCGACCAGGUACAUCGAAUUCCUCUCCACGGUUGCUCAAUGUCCUGCUGACAAUUUGGAUGGAUUAGACGAAGGUGAGUCCAAUCAAAGAAAUGCAUUUCAUUUGGCAGCCAAGGAAAUUGCAUCGUCGUCUUGUACUUACAUGGCACAGGAGAAAAUAUCCUAUGCCUUCAGCGUUUGGAGAAUGCAAGGAGAGUGGAACGCCAAUUUAUAAAAUUUUUUUGGCGACAAAAAAAUAUUUGGAUUUAUCGAGGUAUUUUUCAUGAUAAAUCCUAUUGAUCCAGUGAUUUUUUUUUUUUUGACCAGAGGAGCAUUUUCACGGAUUCGCUGGUACGAAAACCUCCAAAUGUCUCCGAGCAAGCAACAUUUACUUUGUAAAUUUCUAUAUAAGUAGAUUUUUAACUCGAUUGCUUUUCUUCUAUAUAGAGAAAGAAUAUUUUAAAUCUUUUCUUUCUUUUCGCAAUUUUUCGUUAAAAAAAAUGUCUCUUCCUUUGAAUAUUUUGAAUAUUUUUCUAAUUUAUAAAUUUUGCAUUAAUUUGUCAUUGUUUUUCGUAAAUUUGUAUAGAUUACAUAUUUUAUGUAAUUCGGGAUUGUUUAUCUGUUGGGAAAAAAAAAAUUUGCUACUUUCCUGGUUUUAAUGAAAGUAGAAAAAUUUUUGCAGAAACUUUCGAGAUCAUAAUGUUAAUCGAUUGAUUAUUAUUACAAUAUUGCUAAACAAAGUUUUUAGUAUAAUUUCGCAAUAAUUUGAAUUACUGAUCUCGGCGAUUUUUUUUUUGUUUGCUUACUCGUUCAAAUUUAAAUUAGAAAUUUGAAAAAAUGUUCUAAUUUCAAAAUAUAAAAAUAAAUAAUUUUUAAUCUAAUGAAUAAAUGAAAAUAAAUUAAGCAAGAGAAAUAGGGUAGGAAAAUAAAUUUUUUAUUUUUAUUUCCGUUUAAUAAAAUAGUAUAAUAUUAAUAUGCCCUACGAUGGGGCAAUAUGGAGGAAAAUUAUAAAGCGCGUGCCCAUGGGGAUUCCCCAUAGGAAAUACCUUGGAUUUUUCACAAUGUCAAAAUGGUAAAUGGAAGAUUACUAAAAUGGAAAAUAUCUUCCCUUUACAGGUAUCCGAAUUUUAAUCCCAACAGCUCUUGAGAGUAAAAUAGGAUCCUUUUAAAGUUAAAUUUACGAUUUGUGAUUAUAUUGCACACUGUAUUUUUCGAGAAUAAGGGGGACCACGAAAAGAAAAUUGGUUGCCUUUUAACAAUACAAGCUCUUUUAUUUGCAACACUGACCCGUAUAAUACCAGUAAAUUCAGGAUUAGAAAUUAAAAUCCCCCAAAAGCUCUACACUGGGUUUUUCCUCGCAAAAAAAAAAAGAAUUUACCUGUUUCUUCUUUUUUUUCAAAGAAAAGUUAUUAAUUAGAAAAAUUAUGUUUAUAACAAAAAAUUGAAUUUUUUUUUUUGUAGAAUUUUUUCUACAAAAAAAAUUCAAUAAAAAAAGAAAAGAGGUAAAAAUUCCAAUUUUAGAAUAGUGGGGGAAUAUUUUUUACGAGAACGUCGCUCUAAUACAAAAAAAGGCACCAAUUUUUUUUUUGUUUUAUUUUCUGACUACUGAUUAUGUAUGGGUAUAUAAGACCUGUCUGUCAUGAGAUAUGUGUUUACAUAUACGUUCACGCAUAUGCAGUAACCAGGCGAAGGCGAGCGUGUGAAUAUUUUGGAUGGAGUUAGUUAUUUUAAUCCAGCCAAAGCAAACUCUCUCUCUAGCUGCGUUUUACUCGCUUAACGAAGACACGCUGCGUUAAAGUCUCGGACUGUCUUUAUUGCGGUAGUGAAUCUUCGGGAAAAAAACACCGAUUCUUCUUCUUUUUACUUUUAUUACAAAUUUACCCCUCUCUCUCUCACUCUCUGUUCUAGUUGCAAAAAUAUUUUGCCAAAACUCACAAACUUGAAACAAGAGAUAAUUAAUUACCUCGUCAAAAUAAUUUUUCAGAAAAAUUUUUUUUGUUUUUUUUUUUUUGUUUCUGGAGCUUGAAAAAACAAAAUUUAAUACUAUUGUCGAAACAUAAGUUUCAAUAUUUCUCCUUUUUGGAAAAUUCUCUUAAAACACUUGAAAUAAUAUUGAUUUUAGAAAACAUUAUAUUCUCACGAUUAUUAAUUUUCAUGAACUCACUAGUCAGAGUGCGGUUUUUCUUUUUUUGAAAUAAAAUUUAAUUAAUUCGAUUUAAAUAAAUAGAGAAAUUGAAAUUUGUCAUUUUUUUCUCGAGAGAGAGAGAGAGAGAGAGAGAGAAAUAAAAUUUGAGAUUUAAAUAAAUACAAGGAGAGAUUUGUCAUUUUUUUUCAGUGUUUAAAAUAAAAAUUAAUAUUGUUUAGAGAAAAAUGAUGUUUUUUAAUUGACUAAUUAAGUAGUAGGCGAACACAUCCGUUGUAAAAAGGAGAAUGAUAUGUGCAUGUGUGUGGUAGUCACAAGGGAGAGUAAAGGAAAAAAAAUGUCAAAAAUGACACUAACAGCUGCUUUAGCGCAGUGGAGGCCUAGACAAGGGAUCGUUAAAAGAAACCAAGGCCAAUUUGACCUUAGGAUUCACGAUUCCUUUAAUUAUUUUCGUCAAAUUCAAAAUGACAUUCAAAUAUUUCACGCUCGUCUGAAUAUUAUAAAACAAACACACAAAAAAUUAAGAUAUCCCGCCUCAUUUUUUUAUCAGAGACUUCUAUAUUUUUCUCUCUAUUUUUACAUCGCUUCAUUUAUUUUCCAUCAAUGAAAAAUU
Molecule: messenger RNA, 3706 nt
Organism: Leptopilina heterotoma
Lineage: Eukaryota; Metazoa; Arthropoda; Insecta; Hymenoptera; Figitidae
Gene: Twi
Product: protein twist-like
Exons: 2
Coding region: 13-1185 (390 amino acids)
Biological process (GO): developmental process; regulation of transcription by RNA polymerase II
Molecular function (GO): protein dimerization activity; RNA polymerase II transcription regulatory region sequence-specific DNA binding; DNA-binding transcription factor activity, RNA polymerase II-specific
Source: RefSeq, a predicted model, not a curated record